UUCAACUUCGACUGUCAUCAUGUCGGACGCCUCUCUUCAAAACGCCGGCAAGAGAAAGCGCGCCAGUAUGUAUACCAAUUUUCUCUUCCGAGGCUGAGGCUGGUUCCUAGAUGAUGGAAGGGUUCACACGCCCGCCGCCUUGGCCUUCUCUCUCCCACCUCAUCUCUGUUUGCUUUUUCCCCCUCUUCCCCUCAUUUUUUCGCGCCGACCGCCAUCAUUGUCAGCACCGUCCCUGUCAAGCACCGACGAUCAUCCGAUCGCUUUUAUCAGCCUUCUUCGACUACCCUAAUCGCUAUCAUUUUUGUUUUUUUCUGUCCCCUACCAUCCUAUCUCUCGAUUGAAUACUCAGGUCUUCGGUCUUUUCGCUUCUCUGUCCUCUCGCUACCGUCGCUUUUUCUCCAGUAUGGCCGCUAAUCCGAAUCAACUGCCAGGGACCCAGUCUUGCCCUCCGCCUGAAUUGCCUCAGCUCGUCGCAGAGCAACAUGUUCCGAUUCCCGCUCAUGAUAAGGACACUCAGCGUCUGAUCGUCGUCCUCUCCCAUGCCAGCUUGGAAACCUACCGCGCUUCUAGCGGCCGCAAUGGCUCGAGUCGUGACGAGAAGUAUUCGCUCCUCAAUAGCGAUGAGCAUAUUGGUGUCAUGCGCAAGAUGAACCGGGAUAUCAGUGAGGCUCGUCCAGACAUCACACAUCAGUGUCUGCUUACCCUGCUCGACUCCCCUGUGAACAAGGCUGGCAAGCUCCAAAUCUUCAUCCAUACCGCCAAAGGGGUCUUGAUCGAAGUCAACCCCUCUGUCCGCAUUCCCCGUACCUUCAAGCGUUUUGCUGGCUUGAUGGUGCAGCUUCUGCACCGUCUGUCCAUCCGCUCCACCAACUCCCAGGAGAAGCUCCUUAAGGUCAUCAAAAACCCCAUCACCGAUCACCUGCCGCCCAACUGCCGUAAAGUGACCCUGAGUUUCGAGGCUCCAGUCGUCCGGACCCGCGACUACAUCGAGUCCCUCGGCCCCAAGGAGAGUGUCUGUAUCUUCGUGGGUGCCAUGGCCAAGGGUCACGAUGACUUUGCCGAUUCCUUCAAGGACGACACGAUCAGUAUCAGCAAUUACAGUCUGAGUGCCAGUGUGGCCUGUAGCAAGUUCUGCCAUGCCGCGGAGGAGGUGUGGGACAUCGUCUGAGCCCAACUGCUGGAAUGACCCCUUCCUUUGUCCGAACAUUGGCCCCAGAUUGACGAGGUGACGAAUUUCCUUGCGUGAAUGUGGGGGGUAGAUGCGGGGUUGGAUUGCGAGCUGGAGGUUAUCCGGGUGCCGAUCGGGGACGAAGACCUGCCGUU
This is a messenger RNA of Aspergillus fijiensis CBS 313.89, 1323 nucleotides long. Its product is annotated as 18S rRNA pseudouridine methyltransferase. The record is from RefSeq and is a predicted model, not a curated record. NCBI's taxonomy places the organism in Eukaryota, Fungi, Ascomycota, Eurotiomycetes, Eurotiales, Aspergillaceae. The transcript has 2 exons. Gene Ontology annotation, cellular component: nucleolus; small-subunit processome. Gene Ontology annotation, biological process: rRNA base methylation. Gene Ontology annotation, molecular function: rRNA binding; rRNA (pseudouridine) methyltransferase activity. The coding region runs from base 404 to 1168 and encodes 254 amino acids.